UGAAAAUAGCCAUGUCAAGACCCAGGUUUAAUCCUCGAGGACACUUUCCAGGUCAAAGGCCACAAGCACCUAACCCUUCUGGAAUGAAGCCUCAUGGAGGAUAUAUGAGAACUGAAACAAUGGGUAUCCCAAGAUUACAACCCUCAGGAAGACCACAUGGAAUUGCACAAAGAUUUGGGGGCCAUGAGUCUUAUCAGAGCAUGGGUCCCCAUCGGACAAAUGUUCAGAUGAUGCAACAUCGAACUGAUCCAAGAUUGGCCAAAGAAAAAAUGGAUUUUCACGAAGCCCAACAAAAGAAGGGAAAACCUCAUGUUGGUCAGUGGGAUGAUAGUCCUCGUCCAUCUGGAACAUCAGGACUGAAACGUGGUUCUGCCACACACAUUACAGACCAGAGUCCUAAAGUCCACAGUCGAUACACAAAGGAAAGUGCAUCAAGUAUUUUAGCAAGUUUUGGAUUGUCCAAUGAAGAUCUAGAGGAACUCAGUCGAUAUCCAGAUGAACAGCUAACCCCAGAAAACAUGCCUUUGAUACUGAGGGAUAUAAGAAUGCGUAAAAUGGGGCGCUGGUUACCUAAUUUGCCUUCCCAGAGAAGUGGUAAAGAAACCCUUGGUGGUGAGACAGUUUCAAGUAAUGUGAUUGAUUAUGGACAUGCCAGUAAAUAUGGUUACACAGAAGAUCCAUUGGAAGUACGAAUUUAUGACCCUGAAGAACCGACAGAAGAAAAUAAGGCUGAAUUUCAGUCCCAGCAGAAUAUUUCUGUGUCUGCUCCAAAUGUGAUAUGUAAUACAAUGUUUCCAGUUGAAGAUUUGAUCAGACAGAUGGGUUUCCAAAGUGAGUCCUCCAGUAAUCAAUCAUUUUUCCCAGUUGAUAGUGCAAACAAGAUGUCAAAUUUAAACAUGACAGGACAGUCAGUUCUUGAACCAGUGAACUCUGUGAGCCAAUCUAUUAGUCAAGCAAUGAGCCAGUCACUUAUUUCUUCAAUGAGCCAGUCUCUGAUACCACCUCCUAUGAGCCAGCAGUCUUUUUCAGCUGAAUUAAUUACACCUGUAAGCCAACAGGAAAGGAUUUCGCAUGAACCUGUGAUUAAUUCAUCUAACAUGCAUAUUGGGUCUGGAGGUGGGAAAAAAAAUUAUUCAUCAGAACCUGAUGCUCCUAUUCAGUCUCCGUUUGGAAUUGUGAAAGCAUCUUGGCUGCCCAAGUUUUCACAGACAGGUGCCCAGAAGAUGAAGAGACUUCCAACUCCUUCUAUGAUGAAUGAUUAUUAUGCUGCAUCUCCAAGAAUAUUUCCACAUAUGUGUUCUCUAUGUAACGUAGAGUGUAGUCAUUUGAAGAAUUGGAUUCAACAUCAGAAUACGCCUGCCCACAUUGAGAGCUGUCGACAAUUACGUCAACAAUACCCUGAUUGGAAUCCUGAGAUCCUGUCUUCCAGGAGAGAUGAGGGCAAUCGAAAAGAAAAUCAGACUCCAAGGAGACGUACUCACUCUUCUAGUGCCAGUCCCCGACGAUCUAGGGGGCCAAGCUUCAGUCACAAGUUGCGGCGGUCUCGAUCUAGAAGUCCUGGACGUUACAUACCAAGUAGACCAAGAAGUCGAAGUCCAAGAUAUUCACAUCGAUUCAGUCCCAGACACCGGUCUCGGUCACCACAUCGAUCUCGAAAUCCUCUCAGAGGAAGUCCCAAACCCCCAAGAUCUGCUAGCUCCGAGUGGACAUCAAGGAGACGACCGAGGUCACCAGAUAAAAGAAGCUCAUUGGAAGCUGUGGUUCAGAGUUUGGGACACGGUUUCCCUGCAGAGUUCAGUAAGCAGAAACACUUUGAAGCAAGCGGGAAGGGAAGAUCCUCCACCCAAAAGAGUCUCAGCAGCAGUUCAAAACUACCCUGUAAGACUGUAGGUUCUGCAAAGAGUGAGUCCUCAGCCAGUCACACUGCUCGCCAUAAAGCCAAGAAUCCUGAAGAUGCCAGCUCAUCCCAGGUGCUGGAGGAAAGCGUUACUCAAAGAAAGCCGUGGGAAGAUGAAUCCUUGCGUUGUGAUACAAUUAUUCAUGUAUCAGAGUUACCAACUGAUGGCUACACUGAGCAAGAUAUUAUAAAAAUAGUUCAACCAUUUGGAAAAGUUAGUGAUCUCUUGAUUGUUCCAUCUAGAAAUGAGGCCUACUUGGAAAUGAAAUUUAAAGAGGCUGUGGCUGCUGCCGUCAAGUACUGUGAAACCACACCAGUCCAGGUGAAAGGGAAGCGGGUAAAGAUCAGCGCCGCAGGGAAGAAGAAGCUGCCGAGCACCAAUCAGAACAAAGACGGAAAGAAAGUGGUUUCAGAAGCAAAAAAGCUGUCAACUUCAAAAAAAGAUGGGGAUGGUUCAAAGACCGAAUCUGUAAUGGCAGCUUCCACUGGGAAAUCAUCAGUUAAUAAAAAGUCUGUGAUUUCUGCAAGUGCUAAAAGUAAUAAAACUUCUAACAAAUCAGCAAAACCUAGUGGAAAGAAGACAGUAGAAAACAAAAAACCUAUAGAUCCCCAAAUAAAAGACUCUAAUAAGACUGUGACAGUGCCAGAAAACACUGAAACCAGAAACAUUUCAGAAGCCAAGAGCAUUCCUGAAGCCACUGAGAACACUGCUAAAGAAAAUGCUUCAGAAGCUGUUUCGGGGACCACCGAAAAUGAGGAUUCAGUUAGUAAGGAAACAGAAGAGAUGUGUAUUGUCCUUAUUUCAAAUUUGCCAAAUAAAGGAUAUUCUACAGAGGAAGUUUCCAAUCUGGCAAAACCAUUUGGUGGUUUGAAGGAUAUUUUGAUUUUAUCAUCUCAUAAAAAGGCAUACAUGGAAAUAAAUAGAAAGUCUGCAGACUCUAUGGUAAAGUUUUAUACAUGCUUCCCAAUGUCAAUGGAUGGAAAUCAGCUUUCAAUAAAUAUGGCUCCUGAAAAUAUCAAUCUAAAGGAUGAGGAAGCUAUAUUCACAACUUUGAUUAAAGAAUCUUCCCCUGAGGCCAAUCUAGAUACCAUUCACAAUCAGUUUGUGCAUCUUGGUAACUUACCAGAUGAUGGAUAUACUGAACAAGAGGUUGUUUGUGUUGGACUUCAGUUUGGAAAAGUGGAUCGCUAUGUGUUCAUAAAUAAUAGAAACAAGGUAAUUCUUCAGUUAGAUACUUGUGAAUCUGCUCAGAAAAUGCACGGCUUCUUAAAACAAAAUCCUUUUAAGAUGGGUGAAAAUAUCUUGUCCUGUUCAUUGUCUCUGAAGACAGAACCAUCCAAGGUUCAAACUGAGAGAGAUCCAGAACUUGGAAAAGAGAGCCCUGACUUGAAAAACAAUCCAGUUGAUGAAAGUGAGGUGCAAACAGCAGCUGAUAGUUCCUCAGUUAAGCCUAGUGAAAUCAAGGAAGAGGCCAUCCUAAAUCCUGUCCUCCAAAUGGAGCCUUCCACACUGCAGGAAGAGCCUUCCAAGGGAGAGCCUGAAAGAGGAGCAGUGUGUGACUCUGACUUGGCUCCUGGCAAAGUGGAGGUAGAAGUACAGGUGGAGGAGGCAGAGCUGAGGAAUACCGAUGGAAACUCUGCCCUGACUAUGGUCAAAGACAGUUCAGAGAAUUCUAUGAUUACUUCUCAGGAGAACAUGACUGAUGUGGAGAAAGAGGAGAAGGUCAAAGUUAAGUCGGAACAAGAACUGGCUCUCUGCACUGGGCCAUGUGCAGAAGAGGACAGUAAGCAAAAGAUGGAAGAGUCUCUUCCAGAGACUGAAGAUGUUCAUGAUGUGGAGAAAUCUGGAAAUGCCCAAUCAGGGUCUGUUGGUGAAGUAGCAACAGACAUGGAAGUACUCGAAGCCUCUGCAGAAGUGCCGCUGCCUGUUUCUCCUAUGGUGACAAUACAGGGAGCUUCUACCGGGAAUGAGAAGGCAGCAGCUGGCAAAGAGGAAAUUUGUGAUAAAAACACCAUGGAGGAAAAAGAGGACAAGGGGACUGAUUUCAAGGACACUAGAAUCGAGCUGAAAACUGCGCUGGAAAUAGGGCCAGAGAAGGAACCCGAAAAGAACGGAGCUGAGGAUGCGUUGGGCAUGGAGAAGUCUGAAAGGAUUAUUGUGGUGACAAGAGAGAAAACUGGAGAUAGCACUGUGACUAAAGAACAUGCGAAUAAAGGAGUAGGCCAAGCUAGCAAGCCUGAUGAAACAAGUAAAACCAGUGUUCAGGUGGUAUCAAAUGCCUCUUCCAGCAAACUGAGCUCCAAGCUCAUGGCUUCCACCCCAAACACACUCAAGACAAAAGUGACUGGUCAGAAAAGUGAGGUGAAAACAGAAGAUCAGAGGACAUGCUCAAAGCUUUUGCCCAAAAGCCAAGCAAGUGUGGAGAAGAAGCUCACCACCAAAGACAUGGGCUCUCUUAGACCUGCCAGUGCCAGGUCCACACUGGGUGAAAGCAGCAGCAAAUCUAAAACUUCCCCCAGCGGCAUAGCCAGAGGAGGCAGUGGGCGGACCUCAGCUCCACAAGACAAGGAUUACAGGGCUCUAGCAAAACAGUCUCAAGAAACAGAGACUAGACCUUCCACCAUGAAACGGGAUGACAGCGGCAAUAAGACUUCUGCUGGGCAGAACACUAAGAACCCUAAAGGCAGCUCUGGUAAGACUGCCAAACCUAGAGAGGAAGAGCUCUUUCCAUUUAAUUUGGACGAGUUUGUUACCGUGGAUGAAGUUAUAGAAGAGGUAGACCCUUCUCAAGCCAAGCAAAAUGCACCAAAGGGGAAAAAGAAAGAACCUCUCAAGAAUCUUCCUUCUUCUGAGAUUAACUUAAAAAGAAGGAAAGGGAAAAGUUCAGUAAGUUGUGUUGCUGAGAGUGAGUUAUCUUUUGUUACCCUGGAUGAGAUUGGUGAAGAAGAAGAUGCCGCUGCUCACCUGACCAUUGAGUCUGGCUUGGAAACCAAAGCUCUGGUCACUGUGGAUGAAGUUAAUGAUGAAGAGGAGCUGAAUGUAGAAGAAAUGGUCCAAAAUGCAAAUUCCCUCCUUACUUUAGAUGAGAUAAUUGAACAAGAGGAUUGCACUUCCCACGGUGAGCCUAAAGAUGUCACUAUUUUGUCAGUGGAUGAAGAACGAGAUCUUUUGAAGAGGGAACCCCUAGUAACUGUGGAUGAAAUUGGAGAAGUGGAAGAGCUACCUCUCAAUGAGUCAGCAGAUAUAAAUUUUGCUCCUAUAAAUCCCAAGGAAGAAGAAAAUGUUGUAAGGGAAUCCAUUGGCUUCAUUUCUUCUCAGGUGCCUGAAGACCCAACCACUUUAGUUACAGUAGAUGAGAUACAAGAUGACAGCAGUGAUGUCCAUUUAGUGACUUUAGAUGAAGUGACAGAAGAAGAUGAAGAGUCUUUGGCAGACUUUAACAACCUUAAAGAGGAGCUUAAUUUUGUUACUGUUGAUGAAGUUGGAGAAGAGGAAGAAGGAGAAAAUGAAUUAAGAGUUGAGACAGUUAGAAAAGAUGUUUGCUCUGUGGCUAAAACAGGAGGCAUUAAGAAGAAACCUAUAGCCAUAAAGCAGGAGAAGCCUAGAGCUUUGCACCAAAUGGGCCAGAUCAAUGAAGAGAUUAUAGAGAAAGACCCCAACACUAUGACUGAACGACAUCUAGCAGAACAAAGCAUUUCCCAAGUUGCUUCACCUCAAGAAAAGGGGAUGAAGCCAGAGAGCAAGCAAGAACACUCAGCCAAAACUCCAGCUAAGAGAAGUAGAACCAAGAAAGUACCAUCAUCAGAGAUUCUUGAUACUUCAGAACCACCAAAACUCGAAGAGGCCUCGAUGACUAUUGAAUCUGGAUCCGAAGAUGCAGAACCAGAGAAAAAGAGAAAGAAAGAUGAAGAGUCUUCACUAGGCAAGUCUUCCUUGUCAUCUUGUCUUGCAGAUUUAGAUUUUCUUAUACCGAAGGCUGGUUUCUUCUGUCCUAUUUGUUCCCUCUUCUACUCUGAUCAGAAAACAAUGGCAAAUCAUUGCAAGAGUGCACGUCAUAAGCAGAAUACAGAGAAAUUCAUGGCCAGACAAAAAGAGAAAGAGCGGAAAGAAGCUGAAGAGAAAAGCUCCAGGUGAUCGGGAGAAGAAUUCAUUAAGAAUUCAUUUAGGGUCCAGUUGAUUUUAUGUAUUUUGUUAUCACUUAAUUUGUAACUUUGUUUCAGAAGCAGAUAUUCAUGUUGUACAAAUUUCUGAUUGCACUUGAUGUAGAAAAGACUGUUGGGGGCGGGGGGAGGGGAAGUAUGAUGGGUUUGAUUUUUAUAUCAAAUCAUCUGGCCUGGAGAAACAUCUUUUACAUACAAGUGUUGAAAUAAAUGUUGCUACUGUAUAUUUAACAGCA
Gracilinanus agilis (Agile Gracile Mouse Opossum) is the source of this 6294-nucleotide messenger RNA. RefSeq names its product zinc finger protein 638 (gene ZNF638). The transcript is spliced from 27 exons. Gene Ontology annotation, cellular component: nucleus. NCBI's taxonomy places the organism in Eukaryota, Metazoa, Chordata, Mammalia, Didelphimorphia, Didelphidae. Gene Ontology annotation, biological process: RNA splicing; regulation of RNA splicing. Gene Ontology annotation, molecular function: zinc ion binding; mRNA binding. Bases 12 to 6032 code for a protein of 2006 amino acids. The record is from RefSeq and is a predicted model, not a curated record.